Cryptomeria japonica (Japanese cedar) is the source of this 580-nucleotide messenger RNA. RefSeq names its product polygalacturonase-like. The record is from RefSeq and is a predicted model, not a curated record. NCBI's taxonomy places the organism in Eukaryota, Viridiplantae, Streptophyta, Pinopsida, Cupressales, Cupressaceae. The transcript is spliced from 5 exons. The coding region runs from base 14 to 580 and encodes 188 amino acids.
UAAAGCUUAUGGUAUGUUAUUGAAAUUGUAUUGGGCGCGAGUAAGAAAUGCUCAGGCACAAGGGCAGUGGACGGAUGAUACUAAGGCUUUUGAGGAAGCGUGGCAAGCAGCGCGCUCCAAGGCAUCCAUAACAGUUCACGUCACUGCUUGUCACCGCUUUCUACUUGGGCCUGUCACUUUCUCCGGGCCAAUCUCACAUAAUUUUUCAGGUGUUAUUUCGGAAAGCAGUUUGCUGAGCGUGAGGCCCACGGCAUUGAGAUUCUACAGCUAUGACGUCAGCAUACAGGGCAUCACAAUACAAAACAGUCCACAAAGUCACCUAAAAUUUGACAGUUGCACUCCAGCAACGAUCCAUCCCGCACUCAAUCACACAUGCAGAUGCCUGCUAAAGAAUGGAACUGUAUUGGGUGGUUGUUUCUUUGGUCUUGCUUUGGCUGCCCCUUUGGAGGUGGAGCUCUCCUCCCAUGCGGAUAUGGGUGUUGUUGUGCAUUCCUUUGUUGGUUUCGGAUCUGUGAAAAAUCCAAGGGUUAAACUUGUUAUACGGGGUUUCAGGUCCCCUCAAAACCUAUUUUAUCUGUAA